This is a messenger RNA of Brassica oleracea var. oleracea, 1057 nucleotides long. RefSeq names its product probable ubiquitin-conjugating enzyme E2 17. Bases 38 to 619 code for a protein of 193 amino acids. NCBI's taxonomy places the organism in Eukaryota, Viridiplantae, Streptophyta, Magnoliopsida, Brassicales, Brassicaceae. The transcript has 4 exons. The record is from RefSeq and is a predicted model, not a curated record.
CUGCCCUUACACUCACUGUUAAUAACUUUAAAGACAAAUGACAACUUCAUCUGAAUCAACUCGCAAGGGUCUGACCAAAAUUGCCACAAAUAGACUUCAGAAAGAGUUCAUGGAGUGGCAGACUAACCCUCCUGCUGGUUUCAAGCACAGAGUCUCUGAUAAUCUCCAACGAUGGACCAUUGAAGUGAAGGGAGCUCCAGGAACUCUUUAUGCCAAUGAAACUUACCAACUUCAAGUGGAGUUUCCUGAGCAUUAUCCUAUGGAAGCUCCACAGGUUAUCUUUCAGCAUCCAGCUCCACUCCAUCCUCAUGUUUACAGCAACGGUCACAUUUGCUUGGAUGUUUUGUAUGGUUCAUGGUCGCCUGCAAUGAGACUAAGUUCAAUCUGUCUUAGCAUUCUCUCAAUGCUCUCAAGCUCAUCUGUGAAGGUUUGUUGUGUGUUUUGUGCAUUCUCUUCUUUCUUUGGCUUUGACAGUAUAUUCUUCUUAUGCUGUUUUGUAUUCUCUUAUGACCCAUCCUUGCAGCAAAAGCCGAAAGACAAUGACCACUAUUUGAAAAACUGCAAAAAUGGAAGAUCUCCAAAGGAAACGAGGUGGCGCUACCAUGACGAUAAAGCAUAACAUCUCUCUAUGUGUGACGCGUCCUUGUAUUGUAAUUAGAAACCAAAUGUAUGAUCUCAGGUCAAGUUAUUGACCUGUUUCUAUCUUCAAAACAACAAAAAAUAGUUUCUCUGUGGUUUAAUCACACGAAAAAGCUUGUGCAUAAAACUAUAAAGUCAAGAAGAAAUAACAUGAUUUAUUUAUUAAGUCUGAAUCUUCUGUUGAAAAGAGAUCAUCCAUGACUGCGCGCAGUACAAACCAAAAAAUGAUAGAACUAUUGAUCCAAAAGAAGAAACCUUUGCUCCUAAAAGCCUUCGGCUGAAGGCAAAAAUGUGUGUUCUACCAUUGUAAAGAAAAAGGCUCAUGAGACUUUCCAUGACAUCUUACAUUGUAAUAAACACUUAAAAGGACAACUGAGCAGACGCUUCAUCUGUUCCUCGUUCCAUUCUAAUAGUCCCU